AUGUCAUCAACUUUGACGAUCCUCCUUCCGUCGUUACUAGCAUUGCUGCACUACCAUAUCGGAAUCACGGAGGCGCAGCUCGACAUCGGCGUGAACUACGGAAUGGCUGGGGACUCUCUCCCCUCGCCGGCCACGGUGGUCCAACUCUUCAAGAAGUACCGCAUCCAAAAAGUGCGACUUUUGGAGCCGAACUCGGACGUGCUCGAGGCGCUUGAGGACAGCGGAAUAGACGUCACGCUAGGCAUAAAAAACGAAGACUUACCAUCCAUAGCAUCGAAUGCCACAGCGGCCGAGAGAUGGUUCAACAACCAUGUGGAACCCUACAUCCCAGUCAUCAAUUUUCAGUAUAUUACAGCGGGUAACGAAGUCGUUCCCGGAGAUUUGGCUCAAUAUGUAUUACCGGCUAUGCAAAAUAUACAAAAUAUUAUAAAUUCGUAUGAAUAUGAUGGAUUGAGGGUGUCCACGGUUGUUGGGACUGCUACCUUGGGGAGUUUAGACCCACCCUCAAGCGGUGCAUUCGCCGAUGAAGCUCGAGCCGACAUGGUUGGAAUCAUAAACUUCCUGUCGAACACUAGCUCGCCUUUACUAGUUAAUGUGUAUCCCUAUUUCGCAUUUGCCUCGGAUCCUAAUCACGUGAGAUUAGAUUACGUUCAAUUCACCGCGACCAGUCCAUUGGUUCAAGAUGGCAAAUUGAGCUACUCAAACAUGCUAGACGCGAUCGUGGAUGCUUUCUACUGGGCGAUGGAGAAGGAAGGCGUGAGCUACGUGGACGCGGUGGUUUCCGAGAGCGGUUGGCCGUCGGACGGAGGCGGACUCUGGGCCACUCCGCAGCUUGCAAAAACUUACAAUCAACAUUUUGUGAAGAAGUUUCUUGCCAAGCAAGCAACUCCAAAGAGGCCAGACCGCUACUUGGAAGGAUUCAUCUACACAAUGUUUAAUGAGAACCAAAAACCUUCGGGCGUGGAUCAACAUUGGGGCUUAUUCUAUCCGGAUGGGACGCCGGUUUAUCCUCUAUUUUCAUAG
Molecule: messenger RNA, 1023 nt
Organism: Syzygium oleosum
Lineage: Eukaryota; Viridiplantae; Streptophyta; Magnoliopsida; Myrtales; Myrtaceae
Product: probable glucan endo-1,3-beta-glucosidase BG4
Exons: 1
Coding region: 1-1023 (340 amino acids)
Biological process (GO): carbohydrate metabolic process
Cellular component (GO): plasma membrane
Molecular function (GO): hydrolase activity, hydrolyzing O-glycosyl compounds
Source: RefSeq, a predicted model, not a curated record